Chelmon rostratus (copperband butterflyfish) is the source of this 2048-nucleotide messenger RNA. It is a transcript of the gene ttc19, whose product is annotated as tetratricopeptide repeat domain 19. Lineage: Eukaryota; Metazoa; Chordata; Actinopteri; Chaetodontiformes; Chaetodontidae. Gene Ontology annotation, biological process: mitochondrial respiratory chain complex III assembly. The coding region runs from base 146 to 1231 and encodes 361 amino acids. Gene Ontology annotation, molecular function: protein binding. Gene Ontology annotation, cellular component: mitochondrial inner membrane. The record is from RefSeq and is a predicted model, not a curated record. The transcript has 11 exons.
CGGCCGCCGGAGCGUCCCGCGCCGUCCUCCAGCAGACUCUGAGCAAGUUCGCGUGUUUAGGAGGAAACGUGAGACGAAUCUCAGCUGGAAGGUCAGUUUGUGUCGGACUCACCUGAACAACAGGCAGCACGCUGGUGGCGCUGUGAUGUCACGCUCUGUGGAGGAGAAGCGCUCGGCCUGCUGGGUAAAAGUGAGUAGAUGGGAGUCCGUCAGUAGAAACCUACAGAACACAGAGAGUGGAGGAGGAGGAGGAAGAAGAGGAGGAGGAAGAGUGCUGUGGGUGGCAGUCGCUUUCUCUCUGUUUGGCAGCUCUGAUGAAGACCAGCGAGAUGAAGCCCAGAGGAAAGAGGAUGAGAUGAUCCUGCUGCUGAAGAAAGCUAAGCUCAGUGUGUAUCGGGGGGAGCUGCAGGUCGCCUCUGGUUUCCUCCACCAAGCCGUCGUUCUGGCUCAUCAGACCCGCAACAACCAGGCCAUCAUCUAUACCUACAGCCUGAUGGCGAAUCUAGCCUACGUUCAGGGUCAGCUGGACAGCGCAGAGAAACUCUUCAAAGCAGCAAUGAGCUUCAUGUUGUCAGGAGGAACACCACAGGACGACAACGCUGUCAUCGAGAUGUCUCUGAAACUCGCCACCAUCUACGCCGAACUGAACAAGGCGGAGCUUGCAGAGCAUGGAUUCAGGUUCUGUAUGGAGUCUCUGGAGGCCAAACUGGAGAAAGAGGAGAUCCCUGCAGAGGAGCAGACAGAGGAGGAGGAGGCUUUGAGGAAGGAGACCCGCCUGCUGCUUGGUCUGUGUUUGGACUCGCGGGCUCGAUACCGAGCGUCAACGCUGCACCUGAACCAGGCUCAACAAGACUACGAGAGUGCCCUGAACAUCUGCCGCCAGGAGCAGGGAGACACACACCCACAGACUCUGGUCCUGAUGAGCGACCUGGCCACCAUCUUGGAUCUGCGGGGCCGCCAUGACGACGCCCUGGUGCUGAUCCAGCAGGCCGUCAAUCUGAGCCGUUCCGCUGGACACCCAGACCAGCAUGUGCUGCUGGGAAACAUGGCUGGCAUCCUGCUGCACAAAGGCCGGCUGGAGGACUCGGUGCAGUUCUACCAGGAAGCUCUGAGUCUGGCUCAGCAGGCCAGAGACCAGGAGGCUGUGAACAAGAUCCAGGAGGGACUGAAGGAGGUGGAGAACAGGAGGAACCAGGAGAGGAAGGAGCAGGAGCAGGGUGCACAGAAGUGAUGGCCUGGUGGUCUGGACAGUCAGAAUGGUGGUUUCUGUUGCCUCCCUGUGGGGCCUGAUGAUGAUGUGAGCCCAUCAGCACCAGACUGUGUCUGUAGAACUACUGGACAGAUGUCCAGGAUCCCGGUGACCCCUGAGACCUCCUCCAGCACCUCCACCAGGACAGCGGUUCCUCUGGUACUCUUGUACUUGUCCUCUGGAUCGUGUUCAUGCUCUCAGAGGAUGAACCUUUAGAUUUGAACUUGUUUGUCAGAGUUCUGGAUCGGAAGUCGUUUCAUAGUUUGAUGUUUCAGUUGUGUUUGCUUCCUUCCAUCAGAAACUGAAGCUGCUGUUCACGGUGAAAUAAAUCAGUGUGAAACCGACAGGAACUGCGUUCUGUCGUGUCAGGAAGUAUGACAGACUUCAAACAGCUGAGAGAGACAACAGCAAACACAGCAGCUUUCAGAGAAACGAAGACUUUCAUCAUUAAAAUACAUCUGUGCUCAAUCAACUCAUCAAUUAAAUGACUGAACACUGCAGAUCUUAAUGACACCCCCCUCGAAACCUAAACCUGGUUCUAACCUGGACCCUAGACUCAGUCUGUACCCUCAAACAGAACACAAAAAUACUUCUUGUUUGUCAGUAAUACACAUGGUACUGAUGGUGCAGUAUGAAGCUGCUCACAGUACAAAAACCUCUUACUGUAAAAAGUUUUCAAGUGAAAAGUUUCCUCAAAAACAUGAAAAGUGUCAUUUCAUGACAUCUUAUUACAUCAGCGUAUACAGUACUAAUACUGUGUGUACUACUCCUGUAUAUUCUUGCAUCCACAGCAGCACAU